GAUAGCCCCAGAGAGAGAGAGAGAGAGAGAGCACCCACUCGGAGACCACCUAACCUACACACAUUCGCAGUUCUAGGGUUUCGCUGCCGAUUAGGAAACAAAAUGGGAUCCGCCGCAGGAUUAGAACCCGACCCUCCCACCAACGAGACUAAACCAACUUCUUCUUCGUCUUCCUCUGGAAUGACAAAGAAGAAGGGUAAAAAAGCUUCCCAAAAGGAAGCACCUACUGGCCGUAGAGGUAGGAAGCGAAAUCUGCCUCAGAGUGGUGAAGAGCCUGCCCAGUCUCGCAAAAUGCCCAAGCGUGCUGCUGCAUGUAUAGACUUUAAGGAGAAGUCUGUCCAUAUUACUGAUGAGUCGGAUCUCAUCACAAGCAAGGAGGAACAGAUUGUGCCAGAAGAAGGUCUUGCUGUACGCUUGACUUGUGGCAAGGACCCAGAUAAUGAGAAGCCAAGCAGAAGACUGACUCAAUUUAUCUUGCAUAGUGAAGAUGGUACUGCAAGACCACUUGAGAUGGUGGAAGCUGGCCUGUUUAUAACUGGCACUAUAUUGCCUCUUCGUGAAAGUACUGAGAAGGACAAGGACAGCAGUAUUAAAUGUGAAGGUUUUGGGCGAAUAGAUGCUUGGAAGAUCUCUGGUUACGAUGAGGGCUCUCCAAUAAUAUGGCUUUCAACUAAAGUUGCCGAUUAUUGUUGUGUUAAAUCAGCAAUUGGCUACAAGAAGCACUAUGAUCUCUUCUUUGAGAAAGCGCGUGCUUGCAUAGAGGUGUACCAGAAACUUUCAAAAUGUAAAUCUGGCUGUAGUCUUGAAGAAUUACUUGCUGGAGUUGCUCGAUCAUUGAGCGGAAGCAAAUUCUUUUCUGGCAGUGCAUCUAUCAAAGAAUUUGUCCUAUCUCACGGUGAGUUUAUCUAUAAACGAUUGAUAGGUUUGGAACAGUCAUUGAAGAAGAAUGAUCAGAUAUUGGCACAGCUGCCUGUUCUCACUGCCCUCAGAGAUGAGUCUAUAAACCAUGGAUAUUAUGAGCAAUCAGAACCAGUAGCUUCAAGUGCUACCUUAAAGAUUGCUUCAGAUAUCAGAGUUGGAGGGAAUGAACUGAGAACAACCGGUUCAUCCAUAGUUGAAGCUGAGGAAGAUGAAGACGCAAAGUUAGCUAGACUGCUGCAAGAAGAAGAAUGCUUUAAGUCUAUGAAACAAAGAAAACGUCAGGGUGCUACCUCCACGUCGAGUAAAUUCUACAUCAAAAUUAAUGAAGAUGAAAUUGCUAAUGAUUAUCCUGAACCUCAAUAUUAUGACAAUUCCAUUGAAGAGACGGAUGAGUUUAUUGUUGUUGACAGUGAGGCUGGUGAUCUUCCCACACAUGUGCUUGAUAAUUGGUGUCUGUACAACUUAGACUCGAGACUGAUUUCGUUGGAGCUUCUUCCAAUGACAGAUUGCCCAGAUAUUGAUGUUACAAUUUUUGGGUCAGGGGUUAUGAGUGAAGAUGAUGGAAGCUGUGGCUUUAAUCUCGAUGCUGACAGUAUCCAGUCUUCUUCAAGUGGUUCAGGGGCACCAAUAGCAGAAGAUGCUUAUGGCAUCCCAAUUUAUUUGAGUGCCAUAAAGGAAUGGGUGAUAGAAUGGGGAGCAUCAAUGAUCUCAGUAUCAAUUCGAACAGAGCUGGCCUGGUACAGACUUGGCAAGCCAUCGCAGCAGUAUGCUUUGUGGUAUGAACCAAUACUGAAAACAGCAAGGGUUGGGAGAAGUAUAAUCACUAUGCUCAAGGCUGAACGUCGAGUAGCACGGCUUUCUUUUGCAGAUGUCAUUAAACGAUUGUCAGAGUUCCCAAAGAACCAUGGUGGUUACAUUUCUUCUGAUCCAGCAUCUGUUGAGAGAUAUGUGGUUGUACAUGGAGCGAUAAUAUUGCAGCUGUUUUCACAGUUUCCAGAUGUGAAGAUUAAAAAAUGUUCAUUUCUUGAUGGUCUUCGAGACAAAAUGGAGAAGAGGCACCAUACUAAAUGGGAAGUAAAGAGCAAGAAAAUUUUGCAGAAGAGUGAAUCAAAUUUGAACCCACGGGCAUCAAUGGGACCUGUGGUUUCCAAGAGGAAGGCAAUGCAGGCUACAACAACAAAGCUGAUCAACAGAAUUUGGGGGGACUACUAUUCAAAUUACUCUCCAGUAGAUUCAAGCCCAGGAGCUACUUGUGGAAAGGUAGAGGAGAAUGAAGUCAUAGAAGAGGUCCAAGAGGACAUAGAAGAGUAUGAUGUAGAUGAGAAUUCAUCAGUAAUGGAACAAGCCCAAAGGUCUUCUGCAGUUUCAAGAAAGCCUAAAGCAUGCUUCAGCAGCAGUGAGAUUUUGUGGGGUGAGGAGCCUGUGGGAAAAACCUGUUCUGGUGAAGCUCUCUACAAGCAUGCCGUUAUUCGUGGAGAUGAGAUCUCUGUGGGUGGUGCUGUUUUUGUGGAAAUUGAUGUAUCAAAAGAUCCUGUUAUCUAUCUUGUUGAGUACAUGUUUGAGACGUCAGAUGGAAAGAAGAUGUUCCAUGGGAGAAUGAUGCAGAGAGGAUCUGAGACUGUUCUUGGAAACACUGCUAAUGAGAGAGAAGUGUUUUUAACUGAUGAGUGCGUGAACUUGGCAUUGGAGGAUGUGGAACAGACUGUUGUUGUGGGUAUCCAAUCAAUGCCAUGGGGGCAUCAGUAUAGGAAGGAGAAUGCCGAUACUAAUAGAAUUGAUAGAGCAAGAGCAGAAGAGAGGAAGAAGAAAGGAUUGCCAACAGAAUAUUACUGUAAAAGCCAGUAUUGCCCUGAGAAAGGUGCUUUCUUUAGUCUUUCUCAUCAUACUAUCGGUCUGGGUUCUGGUUUUUGCCACUCUUGCAAAGUUAAUGAAGAUCAAAAGGCCAAGGAAGUCUUUAAAGUGAAUUCAUCAAAGACUGGUUUUGUAUACAGUGGAGCUGAGUAUUUCAUUCAUGAUUAUGUCUAUGUAAGCCCCUAUCAUUUUUCUGUGGAAAGGAUUGGGACUGAGCUUUUCAAGGCUGGGAGGAAUCUGGGGUUGAAAGCUUAUGUUGUGUGCCAAGUGCUGGAGAUAAUUACUGCAAAGGAAUAUAAACAACCUGAUAUGAAGUCUACCCAGGUUAAAGUUCGAAGGUUUUUCAGACCAGAGGACAUUUCAGUAGAGAAGGCGUACUGCUCUGAUGUCAGAGAGGUCUACUUCAGUGAAGAAACACACAUUAUCCCUGCUGAUAGCAUAGAAGGAAAAUGUGAAGUUAGAAAGAGGAGUGAUCUUCCAGAAUGUGAUGCUCCUGCAAUGUUUGAGCAUAUUUUCUUCUGUGAGCAUUUAUAUGAUCCUUCUAAAGGGUCUCUUAAGCAGUUACCAGUUCACAUCAAGGUGAGGCACUCAGCAGUUGGUGGUGAUGCUGAAUCUAGAAAGAAAAAGGGCAAGUGCAAAGAAGGAGAAGAUGUUCCAGAAGUUGAGAAACAGAGAGAUGAUUCUGAACACAAACGCCUAGCCACUUUGGAUAUAUUUGCUGGAUGUGGUGGCCUGUCAGAAGGUUUGCAUCAGGCUGGUGUUUCAGUAACGAAGUGGGCAAUCGAGUAUGAAGAGCCGGCUGGACAGGCUUUCCAACUCAACCAUCCCGAGUCCAAGGUGUUCAUCAAUAAUUGCAAUGUCAUUUUGAAGGCCAUCAUGGACAAAUGUGGAGAUAUGGAUGAUUGCAUCUCCACUACAGAAGCCAAUGAUUUAGCCUCAUCACUUGAUGAGAAGGUGAAAGGCGUUUUGCCCUUGCCGGGGCAAGUGGACUUUAUUAAUGGAGGCCCUCCAUGCCAGGGUUUUUCUGGUAUGAAUAGAUUUAAUACCAGCACUUGGAGUAAAGUCCAGUGUGAAAUGAUAUUGGCAUUCUUAUCCUUUGCUGAUUACUUCCGGCCAAAAUACUUCCUCCUGGAGAAUGUGAGGAAUUUUGUGGCUUUUAAUAAAGGACAGACAUUCCGUCUGACUCUGGCUUCACUUCUUGAGAUGGGUUAUCAGGUGAGGUUUGGUGUUCUGGAAGCUGGAGCUUAUGGGGUUUCUCAAUCCCGAAAGCGUGCAUUUAUCUGGGCAGCCGCACCAGAAGAGGUUCUUCCAGAUUGGCCAGAGCCAAUGCAUGUUUUUGGUGUGCCAGAGUUGAAGAUCAAUUUAUCCGGGAACUCCUAUUAUGCUGCUGUUCGAAGUACUGCAACCGGUGCCCCAUUCCGUGCCAUAACAGUAAGAGACACAAUUGGCGAUCUUCCAGGUGUAGGCAAUGGAGCUUCCAAGAUCAAUUUGGAAUAUGAAAGUGACCCUGUCUCGUGGUUCCAGAAGAGAAUCAGAGGGAACAUGGCUGUUUUGACUGAUCACAUUUCGAAAGAAAUGAACGAGCUGAACCUCAUCCGAUGCAAGAAGAUUCCCAAGAGGCCAGGUGCAGAUUGGCAGGACCUUCCUGAGGAAAAGGUGACGCUCUCUACUGGUCAAAUAGUGGACUUGAUACCAUGGUGCUUGCCCAACACAGCGAAACGCCACAAUCAGUGGAAGGGCCUGUUUGGAAGGUUGGACUGGGAAGGCAACUUCCCAACCUCCAUCACAGAUCCUCAGCCAAUGGGUAAGGUGGGAAUGUGCUUUCAUCCUGACCAGGACAGAAUUCUGACAGUUAGGGAAUGUGCUCGAUCUCAAGGCUUUCCUGACAGCUACCAGUUUUAUGGCAACAUUCUUCACAAGCAUAGGCAGAUUGGAAAUGCUGUUCCUCCGACUCUGGCUUAUGCUCUGGGCAGAAAACUCAAGGAAGCAGUGGAUAGCAAGAAGAAGUCUUCUUCACAAGAUUAGUUGCAGAGGUGUAGUUUCCAGUGUUAAUAAUAAUGCAUGUUGUUUUGUGGUUGUUCUGUUUACUUUCCUUUUGUAACUGUAGACUUAAAUACCAUUAUAUCUCAAGUCUCAACUAUCAUAUGUUAUGCAUAAUGUACUUCAUUGUUAGUCAUUUACCUUGGGCCAAGAAGGAGGUUUUUUGUAACAUUAGUGUCAUUGUUGUUCAGUUUUUCUUCAUAUACAAGAUCGCGCUA
Messenger RNA from Rosa rugosa (rugosa rose), 5030 nucleotides. Its product is annotated as DNA (cytosine-5)-methyltransferase 1-like. Gene Ontology annotation, molecular function: chromatin binding; DNA (cytosine-5-)-methyltransferase activity. Gene Ontology annotation, cellular component: nucleus. The record is from RefSeq and is a predicted model, not a curated record. Bases 103 to 4797 code for a protein of 1564 amino acids. Lineage: Eukaryota; Viridiplantae; Streptophyta; Magnoliopsida; Rosales; Rosaceae. The transcript has 3 exons.